UUUGACAGCUUGUCCCGACGUCGUCUUCUGCCUUCUGCUCGAUGUGUUUACGAUUAGUGUUAUCAUAUAAAUUUAUACGUUUGUUUUUUAAAGGGGACUGGCAAUCCUUUUUUAAAUUUUCUAAUUAAAUUUUAAGCAACUAAAGAUGUUUUCCGCCUUAAAAAAGUUAGCUGCAGGAAACAAUAAGAAUGAAGCAAAUGGAAAAACUCCAGCUGGAGGACAGCAAGCAAUGCAUGCAUCUUUACAAAAGAAAUUUGCCAAAGGAGUGCAUUAUAAUAUGAAGAUAAUUAUACGAGGUGACAGAAAUGUAGGUAAAUCUUGCCUAUUCCACAGGCUUCAGGGAAAAGCUUUCAUAGACAAUUAUGAUCCAACUCAAGAAAUACAGGUUGCCAGCAUUCAGUGGAGCUACAAAGCAACAGAUGACAUAGUCAAAGUAGAAGUGUGGGAUGUUGUUGACAAGGGCAAAAAGAAAAAACCUUUGGAAGGCUUGAAACUCAAUACAUUAACUCCUGCAUCUCUUGCUGAAGAACCAGCAUUAGAUGCAGAGUUCCUUGAUGUCUAUAAAGGGACGCAUGGAGUAAUUAUAAUGCUAGAUAUUACAAAGCAAUGGACAUUUGACUACGUUAAACGAGAACUUCCAAAGAUUCCAACAACCAUUCCCGUUAUGGUGCUUGCAAAUCAUCGAGAUAUGGGACACCAUCGAUGUGUCUCUGAAGACGACGUGAAAUUUUUUAUUGAAAGCUUAAAUCGGAGUAAAACUGAUGCCCAAAUUCGAUUCGGCGAAAGCUCUAUGAGAAACAGCUUUGGACUAAAGCUUCUUCAUAAAUUUUUCAACUUACCAUUCCUAGCUUUGCAACGUGAUUCUCUCCUUAAACAGUUAGAAACAAAUUUACAAGAAAUGUCUCUAACUAAUGAGGAACUUGAUCUCUAUUUAGAGACGGAUGAUGCUAGCUAUGAUAAAUUUCUAGAUCUACUUACUCAAAAACGACGGCAAACAGCUGAUUCACUAAGCGCAGCUACAGCCUCAAAUGCCGUACAAGCUCCUGCUCCUAACGCACCUAUAUCAUCCGCACCCGCCGCAAAACCGCAAGCGGCGGUCAAUCCAGUUCAAGCAACCACAUCUAAAAUAAUGAAAUCUUCCAUAGACCAACCAAAACAUGCAACACAGACCGUGAAUACAGGCGAUUCUACUAAAAAGGAGAACGAAUUUUCCAGCGUCGAAGACUUUAUUGUCGAUGGGGACGACGGAGAGCAAGCCUUGGGUUUCCUGUCUUCCGUCGACGAAAUACCUAGUUCAAUGGUAAAAGGGGUUUUAGUCGAGCAAGAUUCAGACAGUGAUGCUGAGAAUGAAGGCAAUCCCAUGGUGAUGGGUUUUCAAGAUGAAAUCGAUGAUGAGGAUUAUCUUCGAGCAUCUGAGUUUGGAAAUCCUGUUACACAGAUCUCAGAUUCUUCUUCGGACGAAGAAGUGCCAGUUCCACAGGCCGAUAAAAAAGAAGCAGCUGCUUAUAAAGUGAAUAAAACGGUUGAAGAUAUUACUAUCGAGGACGACCUAGAUGACUGGCUCAAUGAUGGCGCUGAAAAAUUACCUUCAUCAAAAUUGAAAGUUUCUUCAUCAUCGAGUUCCCUGAAAAACAAUGAAUCUGUCAAUCGAAAAGUUCCUGAACCAAAGACGGUAGACGUUUCGCUCGAAGAAUUGUCCCUUGAAGUGACAGGCAAGAGUAAAAGAGUAAAAGAAAAAAAAAGCAAACGGAAAUCCAAAAAAUCAUCAAAGGAUGAAAGAACCUCAAGUAGUCCUGCUCCGGAUUCCGAUGUAGUUGAGGAAUCCCGUCCUUAUAACGAAUACGAAGAACUCUAAAAGAUAUUCAUUUUUAUUAUUAUUAUCUAAUCAUUUAGACCACAAUAUCGAUUUGUUUACUUUUCUAUUUUAAGUUAAGUGGUGUACAAGGUAUAAUGUGUUCUUAAGCUUUUCAAAUGCAAAAAUAUGUUGACAAAG
Daphnia pulicaria is the source of this 1993-nucleotide messenger RNA. RefSeq names its product rab-like protein 6. The transcript is spliced from 8 exons. NCBI's taxonomy places the organism in Eukaryota, Metazoa, Arthropoda, Branchiopoda, Diplostraca, Daphniidae. Gene Ontology annotation, cellular component: nucleus; cytosol. The record is from RefSeq and is a predicted model, not a curated record. Bases 146 to 1855 code for a protein of 569 amino acids. Gene Ontology annotation, molecular function: GTP binding.